Rubroshorea leprosula is the source of this 1565-nucleotide messenger RNA. The record is from the annotation of a GenBank genome assembly. NCBI's taxonomy places the organism in Eukaryota, Viridiplantae, Streptophyta, Magnoliopsida, Malvales, Dipterocarpaceae.
CUCUUUCCUUUCUUUUGCUAUUUUUUAUAAAAUAGACGGUAGGAGAAGCAAUAGCAAGCAAGAAGAACGCCAACAAUUGGAUUGUAAGGGAAAAUUCAAAUUCAAUCGCUAUCCCACCCUGUCUCCCCACCUUGGUGAUUUCUCACUCUCCAGUUGCUUCACCACAGCGACAAUCUGCGAAUUCCAACCUCACAGAGUAGUUUAAGAUGUGAAGGUACAGCAACAAAACCGUAUUUGGCAGCACACCAUCAGAUUUUGGCUCAUGCAAAAGCUGUUUCAAUAUACAAGAGCAAGUACAAGCAAGGGGAACAAAUAGGUUUACUGGUGGAUUGUGAAUGGGCAGAGGCUAAUUCUGACAAAAUUGAAGAUAAAUGUGCUGCAAAAAGGCGCCUUGAUUUUCAGAUGGGACAGUAGUUUCCUGAACUCAAUUACCCUUCUUUCUUUCUAGAUGUCAAGUUAAACAUUGUUUCAUUGACCGUAUGCAAAUUAAUAGACUUGCAAUAUAGAGAUUUUAUUUGAAUUACAUAGCUCAAACAUAUAAUAAUCCCACAAUAUAUGUGACUGAAAAUGGUACCGUACUCCCCUUCUCCUAUAGCAAUAAUAAUUGAUUUAUGACUUCAAUUUAGCAUAUAUGUUUUACAUGCUGAUCUGUGGUUACCACAAUGUCAGCUGUGUGACGGUAUGUAUUAUUUUCUUGAAUCCUCAGUAACUGCUGUUCGACAGGUAUGGAUGAUGAAGAUAACAGUAGUUUGACUCUCCAUGAUGCAUUGGAUGACAAAUUGAGGGUUCACUAUUUUAAGGGAUACCUUGCAGCAUUUGCUCAGGCAAUCAAGUCAGAACCCUUUUGACCUUCUUAUUAGAUAAGAGGGUGUUAUUUACUCAUAUUUACUUUAAAAGCAAUUUUAAAUCACAUCAUAAUUGUAUUUGAGCAUUCUUGAUCUCAUGCCAAGUAAGCUGUGUUAUGUUGGUUUUUACUGGGUGAUUUACCAUUGCUAAUGCUUCUCAUUUGGUUUGCCAACAAUGACUAGUUAGAUUAGACAUAGAAACUUCAAAUGAAAUAAAGGGUGACUAAAUCAACAAUUAGAGGCAACACUCAAUGGGAAAACAAAAUAGAUAAGUGUGUUUAUCAUUUGCAUGGACAGGGAUGGAGUAGAUGUCAGGGGUUACUUUGCUUGGCCGCUAUUGGACAACUUUGAGUGGGCGCAAGGCUAUACUAAGUGCUCUGGUAUAGUUUUUGUGGAUUACAAGAAUGGUCUCACCCGGCAUCCAAAAUCUUCUGCAUAUUGGUUCUCAAAGUUCUUGAAAGGCGGUGAGAAUAAAGCUGGCAAAGAAAACUAGAUCCCUGUAGAAGUGGAUCCUCUUCCUCCCUCUUACUCAAGUCUGGGUUAUCAUAUUUGAUGCAGCUUGGUAAUACUGUAGUAGGAGAUGAUGCAUUAGGUGAGUUUGUGGAUCACGUAGAUUCCACAGGGAUGCCACUUUCUCUAUGUAGCACCUAUUAUGUUUUGUGGUCCAAAUUAAGCAUUUGAGGACACUUUGUAAUAUUACAAUAAUAUGAGGACCCUUGU